GUCUGCCGAAGCUUUCUAGCCUUCUGCACCUCAGAAGGGCGGCGAGUCAUUCCCGUCAUUAACGACCGCGCCUUACAGGGCGGUCCAAAGGCUGCUCGACGCCUCGCCACGCUGGUGCACCCCUCCUUCAUCUACAUGGUUGCCGUCAAGGAGCAUGGGGAGGCUGCAUGUGCAUUUCUGGAAGCCAUGCUCAGCGAGUGCCCCUCGGAGUUCAACAGCUUGACGCGCGUCAUGGUCAAGAAUGCCCGCUUUGUCUCUGCGACACUUCUCAUACGCCUCCUGAAAAGAGCGGCGAGGCUCAACGAGGUUAAGAUCCUUACGCGACUGGAUCGGCCCUUGCCAGCAGAGUGCCUUCGGAGCGUGGAGAGUCUCUCUGCUCUGGUGCUCCACUCGACCGAAGUCCUUGGCUUCCCAUCCCUUUUUACGGCAGGGCCCCUGGCGGCUUUGCGAUUCGUCCAGAUUGUUGACAGCCCCCACCUGAACUUCGACAUGCUCCUGGGGACCUUUGCGACUCCAUGCCCGACGGGCGUCCACGUGCAGCAUCUUCAG
Molecule: messenger RNA, 549 nt
Organism: Symbiodinium pilosum
Lineage: Eukaryota; Dinophyceae; Suessiales; Symbiodiniaceae
Source: the annotation of a GenBank genome assembly